Molecule: messenger RNA, 1962 nt
Organism: Beta vulgaris subsp. vulgaris (sugar beet)
Lineage: Eukaryota; Viridiplantae; Streptophyta; Magnoliopsida; Caryophyllales; Amaranthaceae
Product: protein MAIN-LIKE 1-like
Exons: 6
Coding region: 1-1962 (653 amino acids)
Biological process (GO): meristem maintenance; meristem development
Source: RefSeq, a predicted model, not a curated record
AUGUCUGAGGAAAAUCCAAACAAGAAGAAAAAAAUUAUCCUUCGUCCUGCAACAGAAAUUGCACUUGCAAGAGCGGCAGAGGCAAGACGACACCGAGAGGAGGCGGAAGCGGCGGCUUUGGCGGCGGAGCUUGCGGCAGCAGAGGAAAUGGACGCCGAGGAACCGGCAGCGUCAUCUCAGCCAUCUGGGUUUCAACAAUUUGCUGGUAAGACGAUUCCCGGAUUUCGAGUUGCGGAGUACGAGGAUUCAGGACCGCGUCAUCCGCAUUCACGUGGUGUUUCCGCUUCCGUUAGAAGGACGCGGAUGAACCCGACUGAGCCGCGACGUCAGCUUCAGUUACACGAUGAGGGUGGUGCGGCGUACGAUGCAAUGGAGCAUCAUGAUGUAGAUGAGGGGGGGAUGUUCUUUACGGGUAGGGGUGGGCGAUUUAUUCGGGGAGAGGGGAGUUCAUCGACUGUUGAGAGUCGAAAGGGAAAGGGGAAAGAUGUUGAUGACCUUAGCUGGAAGGUCACAGGUCCAGUUGCAGGAGGACCUACGGUUGGGUCAGUUAUCCCUAGUUUUGGUGGACACGUAGCUAUGGAGAUUUGGGGAGGAGGAGAUAGAAUUCCCCUGAAGUGUCAGACCCGAGAGAGGAUUUGUGCACGUUUGAGGACAUGGGUUAGGACAUUGCCUCCACCGAUACAGGCUCGUCUUCGUAGGACGUCUCUGUACCAUAUCCCUUUUACUAUGUUCACACACAUUGAUGCACCCUUGAUUUCAGCAUUUGUCGAGCGGUGGCAACCCGAUACGAGUUCUUUUCACCUACCGUUUGGGGAGAUGACGAUCAUGAUGCAUGAUGUAGUGCAUAUAUUGCAUCUUCCAGUUGAGGGGUGUCUGGUUCAUGACACCACUUCAUCUGGUGCUCUUAGGGGUUUGGUUGCUGACUUGAUCGGUAGGACAGUUGCAGACCUUGGGAGUCCAUUUUGGGAUAAUGGUGCUAUUAGUGCACAGGGGGUUGCUGAGAUUCUGUCAGAAGAGCCACCUGCUCCAUUGGAGAGACAGCUGACGGGUAUUAUAUGGUUGAUUUUAGGGUGUUGUUUGUUCACAGAUAAGAGUGGAUCGAGGUUGAGACCAUUUGACCUUGUUGAGGCCAGUUCUCCAGAUAGCAUUCACACGUUCUCCUGGGGGUCGGCUACACUUGCGUACUUGUAUCGUCAGUUGGGUGAGGCUAGUCGGACCUCCACAGUUGGGAUCACUGGAUGUUUGACUUUACUCCAAGCAUGGAUUUAUGAGUACUUUCCAUGCUUCAGGCCACGCGCACAGCAUAUUAGUGGUGGGGGAGGUCCACGAGCGCAGAGUUGGACUGUGUACCCGGAGAAGAGGUCUCAUGACCGUCUUUGUUCCAUCAGGAGACAGCUGGACACUCUCACAGCAGAGGAUGUGGAUUGGUUGCCUUAUGGUCAUGAUUUUGAUCCGACCACCAUCUCGAGAACAUUAUACAGGGGUACCAUUCGAUAUCGGGGAGUCGUCGAGCCCUAUAUGCCUGAUCGAUGUUUGCGGCAGUUAGGUCGUAUGCAGAUUGUACCUGUUCCUGUUAUUGCUCCAGAGUCUGCAUCUAGGCCUAGCAAGGGAAAGUAUGUUGUGCAAUCUUCUCCUGUCUACUGUGAGUCAUCAUGGUCCUCGUUCCCGACAGGUAAUUGUAUAUACUUAGAACUAUUUCAGAAAGGUUCAACACCGUCGGCUUGUUCUACUGAUUACUUAUCCUGGUAUGAACGACAUUCACAUCCAUAUCUAUUGAAUGGAGGUAAUGUUGCACGAUCCAUACCAGAUCGUACGGCGACCGAGCAGGUGGAUACAUGCAGCCGCCCAGUAUUAGAACAUAGGGAUGAGAGUGAAUGGCUAACAGAAACAUGUCAGACGUUUGAUCAGCUCAUUCAGGAUUGGAACAAAGUGUUAAACAAUACGAAUGAAGAGAAUGAGUAG